AUGGACCUGGCGCCAUUCGAGAAGGACAUCGACGAGCUGCUGGAUGAAUAUAGUCAGGUCACUCCACCUGUCCUCUUCUUUUCUUCUGGGUAUGGCUGUUGUCUGAUGUUCUUCAUUGAUCUUGUUUUUCUUUUUUAUGAAAAGUCGUGAGAAUUGAAUCUCUGUGUAGUGUGGAUCACCCUCGUUCUCUGCCUUCAAGAAAGUGUGGUCGUCCCGGAAAUUCUCCUACCUCUACGAGGGCCGGCCCACCAGCAACUCGGCCGUCUUCAUGCAGUCUCUCUACGCCCACUGCAUUGGUACGCCCACUACUAGUUUUUUCUAUGAAUUUAUGUGAGCUUCGCUCUGAUCUUCUCCACUCCUAACUUCACAGUAUGUCAUCUAUGGCAGCUCACUCAUACUUAUAUAAUUUGUAAUGUCUAAGAUCGCUGCUGACCUUAGGGGGUUGGAACAUACACGGAAACGGCGCUAUUCAAUGAUUUCCCAGCAUUCAUCGGAGUUGAUUAUCGACACUAAAUUAGAAAAAAAACGUUAAUCAAAGUUGUGGGUAGGUCUGGACGAUUACAUGUGGAAUAGCCUCUGUUGCUUGCUGCCUUGGUCUCUGUUGGAGGUGAAGUCUCUGAUUUGGAGAUUUUUUAAUGCGUGAGGCUGUAGAGCAUGGGAUGAGCUUGAUAUCGGGAGAAGUGUUGAAAUUCUUAGGCCGAGAGCUCUUUCGACAAAAAUUUUGCAAAAAUGAUGAGCAGAACUAUAAAGGCCUGAAUCUUGGAAGGGAAGCCGAGGUUAUUUAAUCAUGUGUGGAUUUCCUGUCGUGAAAGGGCUCGAUUUUUUUUCUGUAGAAUAUUUGGUGAAGUUGAUGUUUUGAUCCAAGAGUCAUGAGAUCAGAUCCUGCUUCAUAUCUGCAGGGAACAUGACUCGCCCAGGCACCCUGCAACGGAGACUGGGGGGAUUGUACUGCCUCUAUUGUCUCUACGAGAUUCAACCCUUCAAGCCUUGCUUCAAGAUUUACAUUUCUCUGGGUACAAUUUCUUUUCCCUCUUGAUGGGCGUUUUAUUUGCUGAUUUUUUGAUAAAUAUUUGCUUUUCUUUUACCCAAAAAAUGGCGAAGAUGAAAAUUUAAUCUUUUAGUUGCUUGAUGAUGUAUGUGGAAAUUCUUUUUCACAUGUUCAUUUACUCGAACUUUAUGCAUGACAAAAAAAUAAUAACGUAUAAAGUAAAAAAAUAGAUAUCAACUUUUUAAUAAAUAGAAAAUCGGAAAAUAAUGAUAAAAUUUGUAUUCCGAUUUCUGUCCCCAUGAUAAAUGUCUUACUUUAAUUCUGUUAUUUGGGUCCGUUUUUUGCAAAAAAGGUUGCAAAGAUUCGCAAUCACAUGGAUCUCAGAUUCAAUCUUCUACCUGCAUGACGAUGUCUGAGGUUUUCUUUUACGUACAAUUUAAAAAAAAAUUAUGAAACAAGAAUACGUAAAAAAUGAUUAUAAUCUUAUUAUUUUUAUUUUUAUUUCUCAAGGUACAGAUUUUUUCCGUUUAAUGGGUGUUUUAUAUGCUAAUAUUUGGAUCUGUUUUCGUCUUAAAUUUAGAAAAAAAAUAGGUUUAAAAUUUAAUUUCCUAGCUGGAUGAUCGCAUUUGGAGGUCUUUCUUAUCAUGCUAAUUUAUUAUCCCCGUUCCGAUCAACAACUAUAAUUUUUAUGAAGUUGUAAUUUUUUAACCGUCAGUCAUCUAAAAUUUAUAAAAAUCUGUAUAUUUUCUGAUCCAUAAUUCGCCGUUGUUUAGUAGUCUUAAUUGGAAAAUAAUGGUUUAUUUUCUUUGUUUCCCUCUAUAUGGUAUGAUGAAGAAAUCCUGGGUUGAGCUCAAACGUUGACCCUGUUUUUCUUAUUUUUUUCCUUUUAUAGGGCAGCUGAAGCAUCUCAAGCAGUUGGUCGUUGACGCAAAGGACGGUGUGGUUGCGGUGACCGCUCUGGUCAAAAGGAUGCUGGAGAGGCACAUGUUCUUGUUUGGAUCUGUAGACACCGUUGGCGGCUCCCUGAAGCAGAGAGUUGACGAAAUCAAGAGGCUGCAGAACAAGCUUGUGGAAACUGCCUAUGACAAGUAUCUAUCCUCUCUCUCUCUCUCUCUCUCUCUCUCUCUCUCUCGCCCUUGAAAUUGCCUCACAUUUGCCGUUGAAACUUACAGGCUGUUGGCCAACAGUCAGAUUGAGGAAUACCUUCAUAUGAAUCUGGUGAGUCUCGCAGCACCCUUGACCUUAGCGGGCAUCCUUCGUUUCAUCAAAGGAAUCAAGGUUUUAACUCUCUGAGGGCCUCCACGGCGACGAUGAUCGGUGGAUGGACGAGGAGAUCCCCGGUUUCUGAUUCCGACCUUCAAAACGGGAAGAAAUUGCUGAGCGCUCCCGCUGAAUAUGCUCGUCAUUUCUCAGGGUCUGGAACUGGAUUUGAAUGGCCUCAAGAAGAUGUCCACUGAUUACGCCAGAGCCAAAGAACUCGCAAUCAGAGGUACCAUCUCUCUCUCUCUCUCUCUCUCUCUCUCUCUCUCUCUCACUCUUACUAACUCUAACUCUAACUCUAACUUUAACUCUAACUCUAACUUUAACUCUAACUCUCUCUUUCUCUCACUAUCUUCAGAGGCGUCGGAGACGGUGGAGGUGGGGGAGGUGAAGCAGAUGGCGGAGAGGGGAGAGGAGGUGGGGACGAAGCUGGAGGAGCUCGUCGCGAGAUGGGAGGCGCGGAGGAAAGACUUCUCCCGACAGACGGGCAUCGCCCGUGCCGCCGAGGCGGCGGAACCCACCGAUGAAUUCGGCGCCGAGCUUGAACUGUUGCUGAGUGAAGACUAG
This is a messenger RNA of Spirodela intermedia, 2815 nucleotides long. The record is from the annotation of a GenBank genome assembly. Lineage: Eukaryota; Viridiplantae; Streptophyta; Magnoliopsida; Alismatales; Araceae.